UUGUUUGCUUGUCUCGUUCUCGUCGUUCUCUCACCGUCCUGGCACUCCAUCUUCGUGUCCUCGACCUACAACACUGCCAAUUGCUACCCAAAUAAGCUAUCCGGUUGCACGUCAUGUUCACUAACACCAUCUCCUCCCGGCAGAAGAUGAUGCGCCGCAAGAAGAACGUCAAGAAGGGUAUCCAGUUCUGCCUGAUGGUCUGUGGCGCCUCAGGAACUGGCCGUACCACCUUUGUCAACACCCUCUGCGGCAAAGAGGUUCUCACUCACAAGGACUCCGAUGAUCCCGCAACCGCCCACGUUGAGGAGGGCGUCAAGAUCAAGCCCAUCACAGUUGAGCUUGAGCUGGACGAGGAAGGGACGCGUAUCGCCCUUACCAUUGUCGACACCCCCGGCUUCGGUGACCAGAUCGAUAAUGAAGCCAGCUUCUCCGAGAUUGUUGGCUAUCUCGAAAGGCAGUACGAUGAUAUUCUUGCGGAGGAGUCGCGCAUCAAGCGUAACCCCCGCUUCAGGGACAACCGAGUCCACGCCAUGCUCUACUUCAUCACCCCGACCGGCCAUGGUCUCCGUGAGCUGGACAUCGAGCUUAUGAAGCGCCUUGCGCCCCGAGUCAACGUUAUUCCCGUGAUCGGCCGCGCUGAUACGCUCACCCCAGCUGAGCUUGCCGAGUCCAAGAAGCUAGUGAUGGAGGAUAUCGAGCACUACCGUAUCCCGGUCUACAACUUCCCUUACGAUAUCGAGGAGGACGAUGAGGAUACUGUAGAGGAGAACGCCGAACUCAGAGGUCUCAUGCCGUUCGCUAUUGUCGGCUCAGAGGAUGUCAUCGAGAUUGGUGGACGCAAGGUCCGCGCUCGCCAAUACCCAUGGGGUGUUGUUGAGGUUGAUAACCCGCGCCAUUCCGACUUCUUGGCUGUCCGCUCGGCCUUGUUGCACUCGCAUCUCGCCGAUCUGAAGGAGAUCACCCACGAUUUCCUAUACGAAAACUACCGUACCGAGAAGCUCAGCAAGAGCGUUGAGGGUGGUGCUGGAGUUGACUCCUCGAUGAACCCUGAGGAUCUCGCAUCCCAAUCCGUCCGACUCAAGGAGGAGCAGCUGCGUCGUGAGGAGGAGAAGCUUCGUGAGAUUGAGGUUAAGGUCCAACGCGAGAUCAACGAGAAGCGCCAGGAGCUCCUCGCCCGCGAAUCUCAGCUUCGUGAGAUCGAAGCCCGCAUGCAACGCGAAGCGGCGGCGGCUGCCCAAGCAGGGACACCUACUACCAGCCACAGCCAUCAGGAAAUUAACGGUUCCCCAGAUGGAAACUAAGCACCAACGACACUAGCACUUACAUACCUAAUCUGUCGUCUCUGUUUACAUCCACAUGAACAGCUUCAAUACCCCACAGGGCGACCGGGU
Neurospora hispaniola is the source of this 1391-nucleotide messenger RNA. RefSeq names its product Septin-domain-containing protein. NCBI's taxonomy places the organism in Eukaryota, Fungi, Ascomycota, Sordariomycetes, Sordariales, Sordariaceae. The transcript has 5 exons. Gene Ontology annotation, cellular component: septin complex; septin ring; microtubule cytoskeleton. Gene Ontology annotation, molecular function: molecular adaptor activity; GTPase activity; GTP binding. Gene Ontology annotation, biological process: intracellular protein localization; cytoskeleton-dependent cytokinesis. Bases 114 to 1301 code for a protein of 395 amino acids. The record is from RefSeq and is a predicted model, not a curated record.